Molecule: messenger RNA, 1732 nt
Organism: Papilio xuthus (Asian swallowtail)
Lineage: Eukaryota; Metazoa; Arthropoda; Insecta; Lepidoptera; Papilionidae
Product: 2-aminoethanethiol dioxygenase
Exons: 1
Coding region: 97-867 (256 amino acids)
Cellular component (GO): mitochondrion
Molecular function (GO): oxidoreductase activity, acting on single donors with incorporation of molecular oxygen, incorporation of two atoms of oxygen
Source: RefSeq, a predicted model, not a curated record
ACGUUUGCUGACAGUUGUGCUUUGUUAUCGUGCAGAAUAUUUUCCACUUAUUUUAGAAGAACAAAAUUUUCGUGUAUUAGUGCAGUCAGAUUUCAUAUGGAUAUAAGACAUGAAGCGAAGUCCGCAAUGGAAAUCGUUAAUAUUCCUCCGAUUGUAUCAACAUAUAGACAGGCAUUGCAUACUUUCGAUGACAAGUACAAAAACGAUCUUAAUACAAACUUACUUAAGCUCAAAUCUAUGAUGAAUAAUUUAAAAGCGGAAGAUUUAGGAUACGAUAAUACUCUUAGUGACCCGGGGACUUGGCGGAGACCGAACAAGGCACCUUGUACAUACGUGGAAGUGUUUCAAAAUAGUCUUGUGAAUAUGAGCAUAUUUGUUUUGAAGCCGGGUUUUAAAAUGCCAAUGCAUGACCAUCCACAUAUGCACGGACUACUGAAGGUGAUCGCGGGUGCUGUACGCAUAAGGAGUUUUACCGAAUUCCCGCUGAAAGAAGCGGUUAAUGAAAUAGAUUUCGCAAUACGUGCCAAACACGAAGCCGCUCGUAUCGCGCACGGAAUUCAUAAACGGAGAAGAUUAUUUGCGACAGUAUCACAAGACUCAAUAUGUGCAGCGAAUAGUGAAACUUGUGUUCUAACACCAACAAUAUCAAACUAUCAUGAAAUAGAAGCAUUGGAAUUUCCGGCUGCAUUUUUUGAUAUACUUUCCCCACCUUAUGAUACCUUGAUAGAGAAUAUUGGGCCUAGAAGAUGUAGAUAUUAUUAUGUAGCAAAUGAAAUUAGCACCAAUUUAGUUGAAUUACAAGAAACAAAAGUGCCAGAUUGUUUUUAUUGUGAUCAAGUACCAUACUUAGGUCCAUAUCUUGGGUAAGAAAUAAAUGUAAUUAUAAAUACAUGUUAAUUUUAAUGUUGAAGUUUACACAGUAUGUUACCACAGUAUAUUACAACUUCUAUCUUGUUAGUUUUGUUAUUUAAAUUUAAUGACAAUAAUUUUGAAAUGGUUAUGACACUAAAUAUACCUACUCGUUAUUGUUUGCUCUUGUGGUUAUUGAACAGAUUAUUAAUAGUAACCAUAGAAGGAUCACAACUGAACUAUUAUAAGUGAGUAAUUUGGCUUAGAGAGAAACCUCUAUGAGUAAUGUCACUGCCCCUUUAUUUCUUGCUUAUGACAGUUCAACUAUAUUCAGACAAUAUUUAAAAAUAAAUGAAUAGACACAUAAGGCACAAAGUUUUGUCAACAAAAUCUUUCUGAAGCAUCAAUCAAUUAUGAAUCAAAAGCAAAACUAGUAAUGUCCAGUUGUGUCAAUUUUUCAAACUGAUAUGAUAGAAAAUAUAUAUAAUAUUUUUUAAUAAUAUCACUGAAGUGCAUAGAAUGGAUAUGCAGACUAAAUUGAUAUAUAAACACGGCUAAACACUCACGUAUAUUCGUCCGGUGGCGGCACCGACUAGUUUCGAGCCCAUCGGGGGCCCUUCUUCAGUGAGUGACGGGCUGCGUCCACGAAAUAAUACCAGUACCACUCAUUCUGAAGUAGGGCCCUUGAUGGGAUCAAAACUAGUUGGUGCUGACACCGGACGGAUAUAUAUGAGUGUUUAGUCGUGUUUAUAUAUCAGUUUAGUAUAAUGUCUCACGAAAGUUUGAAUAAUUUGAUAUGCAGACUACUAUUGGUCUUGGUUUUGAAUACAUUUUUAUGAAGCCUUGAGCUUAGAUAGAAUGAUUACUAAACAUAUUACUUAAU